This is a messenger RNA of Drosophila simulans, 3261 nucleotides long. Its product is annotated as progestin and adipoQ receptor family member 4. Gene Ontology annotation, molecular function: signaling receptor activity. The coding region runs from base 501 to 1862 and encodes 453 amino acids. The record is from RefSeq and is a predicted model, not a curated record. Gene Ontology annotation, cellular component: membrane. NCBI's taxonomy places the organism in Eukaryota, Metazoa, Arthropoda, Insecta, Diptera, Drosophilidae. The transcript has 8 exons.
UAUCGUUAUCGUGUGCCCACGCUCAGUCAAAUACUGACGUGCCUAUCCCAACGGUCGUGUGCGCGGAUUCACUUCCCCGAACUCUGCUUCCCGCGUUUUGUCGCUCUGGGAAAGAGUCAAUCUAGCUGGGAUAUACUUUAUUUUGUCCGAAAGAAGCCCACAGAAGCCGAUGGAAUGGCUUGAAUACCGAUAGACUAUAUAGUAUGCCCCGCCCACGUAACAUCUGCAAGCCGAAUGGAGAAACUUGCUCAUCGUAGCAUCGGUCCAGGAUUCUAGUCCCCGAAAAAACGUAAUCCCUCUACAUUUGCGAGUAGGAUUCUGUACCAAAAACGUUUGCGCGUUCCAUGGCAGAACUGGCCAGCUAGGGAACCGGAAACGGAAACGGCCACGCAACCGGAACCGGAACUGGAACAGUAAUUAUAACUGGAAGUGAGCCCGAAACCGUAACCGUUACCGUUACCGCUACCGAUUUCGAAAACGAUCGAAGGUAUUAGCACGGCAUGGACACCGCUGCCGCCGCCGCCGCUGCAGUCGCCGUUGACCUGAAACCCGAUCAGCAGCUGCUGGGCAGCUCCACAAAGGCCCGGAUUGGAGGAGGAAAUACUGGAUGCGACUGCCUGGGCAGCACCGUGGAGACCAUGUCGCUGACUCCGCCACCCACGCCACCUACACGCGCCACUGAUGGCCAAGUGGAAGCGUGUGGAGCUCCAGGCAUCCCAAGUGCUCCCGCUGAGACCCUUUCCCUGAACGGAAUGAAAGGCAAGGAGGCGCCGGAAACAGCAACCGCAAUAGCAUCCACUGAACCCACUCAGCCGGAUAUGCCCGCCACAUCAUCAACGUCUUCCGCCAAAGCUUCCAUCACGCCAACGUCUGCCUUGCUGGGAUCGGGAUCAGCAACAAGUUCGCUAGUCCCUGCAGCGGAGCAUCCACCAGCUGCAGCUUCAUCGGGGCCUAGUAGCAGUGCCAGCAGCUCCAGCAGCAGCAGCAGCAGUUCCGGAUCCGACGAGAAUGUGGUCCAGCUGCUGCCCUGGCAGGACAUGCCCACGUAUCUUCAGUUCAAUCCCUACGUACUCCGUGGUUACAGACCACUGCAGACCUUCAAGGGAUGCCUCCUCAGCCUGUUCUACUGGCACAACGAGACCAUCAACAUACUGACACAUGCCAUACCCAUCUUCUACAUCCUGGCCAUCGUGCCCGGACUGAUGCCCUGGGACAGUGGCUACAAGUUCCUGUCCUUCUGCCACGUCUUCGGAUCGGUGGCUCCCUGGUGCGGCAGCUUCGUCUACCACCUGUUCAUGAACAUCGAGAAGGGCGAGAACGUCUACUACACGCUGCUCAAGUUGGACAUGGUCGGGAUCUGGGUGAGCCAAAGCUUUGGUGCCCUGCCCCUGGUCACAGCCACCACUCUGUGCUUCCCCCCCGUGCUCAAGUGGCUCAUCAUUGUUUCCUACUGCGUGCUCUCGCUGUGGGGCCUCUACAAGGCUCUAACUGCCAGCUCACCCUGGCAGCGUCGCUUGUGCUUCGCCCUGCCCUUCGCCAUGCGCUCGAUCCUGACCUUCCUGCGCAUCCGUGGAAUGGUGGGCGGCAGUCACAUGGCCCUUUCCCAUGUCUACCUGCAGGUUGAAGUUGACGGCGUCUCCAUACUGGGCGGUGCCAUCGGAGCGAUGCGAAUCCCGGAGAAGUGGUUCCCCGGAGUGGUGGACUACUAUCUGAACUCCCACAACAUAAUGCACGUGCUGGUCGUCGUGGCCGUUUACUCCAUGCACAAGGCUACCAUCAAGGACUUCGAGUGGAUGUCGACGCAGACUUGCCACACCGCCGCCAACGCCACGGAGCAGGCUCUAGGUCACGUGGAGCUAUGACCCGCUUAUUGGCUGCUGCCGCUGGUGCUGCUGCCCUUGCCGUGGAUAAUCCUGGCCAGGCGGCGGGCCCGGACGCACUUGAUCCGCGCCCUGAUCGCGCCCAUCGCCUGGCGGAGGCGGCGAGCCCAAGUCCCCGCAUGAGACCAGACGGAGAUCCAUCGAUGCAGUGGGGCAAGGACGAACGCUACUUGAAUAUACCGUGUAUAAGAGAGCGAAGAUGAUGUAGUAACAAUAUACAUAUGUAUAUCUAGGUGUAGGUAUAGGCCAUACAUAUAUGAACUGUAUGUGUGUAUUUACAUAUAGUACUUACUUCGACUGUGGUAUUAAGCAUUAAGGUUAUAUUAUUACUGGGACAAGACGAGACGAACGACAGGAUGGCCGGAUGAGAGGAUGACAGGAUGGCAGGAUAGUUCGGAACCAAGUCUUCGGAUUUUCACGCUAGUCUCUUGGGUAUUCAGUUGCAAUACGGCUGCGCAAUGGAUAGCGAGUAAUUGAUAAUGAUACAUGAAUAAUAAUUAAUGAAUAAUUGUAACGAUGAUUUGAAUGAUGUUGAUACACAUGUACCUCAUUGUGCUUACGACAACACAUCUUAUUUUCAAAUACUCGUACGUACAACUUUGUACCUCGUCGAAAAAUCUACAAUAAGAACACCUAUAAGCUAAUCUCUUCCUAGUUGAACUUUUUAGAUAUGCAAUUUGUUAAUUUUGGCAAGCUAGCGAGCUAGUGGUAGUGUAAGCCUAGUUAAAGCUCCAAUCUGUGCAUAGUUGUGAACAAAACUCAACCGCUCAUUUCUUGCUGAUGAGUGCCAGUAGUUAGAAACCCGAAUUCAAGUUGGACAAGUGUGAAAACCAAUACAGUCAGUCUCCUGGCAAAUCGCUACUGCAACGAAUCGCAUGAAAGCGUAGUAGUAGGAAUACGAAAUGGAUUGGGUUUAUAUCAUUUACGUCAAUUGAGUGCGCAAUAUUAACCUCAAGUAUUUAUUGAGCUCCCCGAGUAUUGAAUAUUAUUAGAAACCGCAAUAUUUAUUAUGAGUACGUAUACCCUAGGAGCUAAGCAUUAGGGCGGGUAUACAUCCAACUUAACUAUAUACGAUAGCAACCUUUCGAGCGUCGGUCUAUUUUAAUCCUAGCAAUGCGAACAAUUAUGAGUAAUGCGUUUUAGUAGUGUCAAUAAUUUACACCACCCACUCGAAGAAAGGCGAAAAAGAGAGCAAAUCUAACAAGAGAAACGUAAGCUAACAAACGAAUUCAAACAAACAAAGCAAUAAUUAUAGGCAGACUCAAUGCUUUAAGUUUAAAGUUGCUGCUAAACAUAAGUGACAAUUAUACGAAUAAUGUAAAAUGAUUUUCUGAGAGGUUAAUAAACAUUAAAAGUGUAUUUAAUGAGCAAAUGAAAAGUA